AUGCCAAAGGCACUACACCACAAACGCUCCUCGAGUGCGGCCUCGCCGUACUCGAAGCCAGCCGCAAAAGCGCAAAGCAAUGCAAUCUUCAAGAUGAACACAGACAUAGGCCAGCACGUCCUAAAAAACCCUGGUGUCGCGCAAGCAAUCGUCGACAAAGCAGAUCUGAAACAAUCCGACAUCGUCCUUGAGGUCGGUCCAGGUUCUGGAAACUUGACCGUGCGCAUUCUCGAGAAAGCCAAAAAGUGUAUCGCAGUCGAACUCGAUCCUCGAAUGGCGGCCGAAGUCACGAAACGUGUACAAGGAACGCCGGCAGGGAAGAGAUUGGAUGUGGUGCUGGGGGAUGUGAUUAAGACCGACUUACCGUACUUUGAUGUUUGUAUAUCGAAUACGCCGUAUCAGAUCUCUAGUCCGUUAACUUUCAAACUUCUGGCGACUGCGCCUGCGCCACGUGUGUGUAUACUCAUGUUUCAGAGGGAGUUUGCGUUACGACUCUUCGCGAAACCAGGCGACAAGCUCUACUCCAGACUCUCAGUCAACGCGCAGAUGUGGGCAAAGAUCGACCACAUCAUGAAGGUGGGCAAGAAUAACUUCAAGCCGCCACCAGCAGUCGAGUCUAGUGUCGUUAGAAUGGUGCCGAAGAACCCACGACCGAACAUCAGCUAUGAAGAGUGGGAUGGGUUACUCAGAAUAUGCUUCGUUAGGAAGAACAAGAUGCUGCGCGCGAAUUUCUUAGGCACGACCAGCGUCCUGCAACUGCUAGAGACCAAUUACAGGACAUACUGUGCACAAAACGACAUUCCUCUAGACGAUGGUCCACUGGAGACAACUGAUGCCGCAGAUGCCCUCAUGAAAAUCGAGAACCACAACGGUGAGAAAGACGCAUGGAACGGCUUCAACGGUGAAGUAGACGACGACAACGACGACGAGAUAAUGGACCUAGAUGACGAAGAUGACGAUCUACCCGCCUUUUUCAAAGAGGAAUCGAAGCUCAAACUGCCAAAAGGCGCGAAUCGUAAAAAGAAGGGCAAAGUACAUGAGCUGGUACGGGAGAAGGUUCGCUCCAUACUGGAGGACAAGGCUCAGCUUGCGGACAAACGAGCUAGGAUGUGUGACGAAGGCGACUUUUUGAAGUUAUUGUAUCUGUUUAACCAGGAAGGGAUACACUUUACUUGA
Messenger RNA from Lithohypha guttulata, 1176 nucleotides. RefSeq names its product Dimethyladenosine transferase (gene DIM1). Gene Ontology annotation, cellular component: nucleolus. The transcript has a single exon. Gene Ontology annotation, molecular function: rRNA (adenine-N6,N6-)-dimethyltransferase activity. The record is from RefSeq and is a predicted model, not a curated record. NCBI's taxonomy places the organism in Eukaryota, Fungi, Ascomycota, Eurotiomycetes, Chaetothyriales, Trichomeriaceae. Gene Ontology annotation, biological process: rRNA methylation. The coding region runs from base 1 to 1176 and encodes 391 amino acids.